AUGGAGCACCGUGGCAGCUUCAGCAAAAUGGAGCCACUGCCGGGGGCCAGCAGCACGUACACGACAAAUGCGCCACGGGGAUUGCCAGUUGCUUUGCGUAUGCCACAAAACAAGAAGCAGUUGAUCCUGUGGCUGGCCUGCUUCGGGGUGGUGCUGCUGGCUAUCAUUAUUGCAUCUGGGAUCUACACCUGUAUUCAUCAUGUUGAUGAAGGGCAUGUCGCUGUGUAUUACCGGGGUGGAGCAUUGUUAGAUGACGUCGUCGGGCCCGGGUAUCACUUCAAGCUGCCGUGGUUGACUACUGCCAAGCAGGUUCAGAUCACCAUCCAAACCGACGAGAUCCAAGAUGUUCCGUGCGGUACGCAGGGUGGUGUCAUGAUUUACUUCGAUCGCAUUGAAGUAAUCAACAUUCUGAGCCGUGAUGCUGUCCACGGCGUUGUGAAGAACUACACCGUCGACUAUGAUCGUCCUCUUAUUCACCAGAAGGUGCACCACGAGAUCAACCAGUUCUGCAGCAAGCACACUAUUCAGGAGGUGUACAUCGAUCUUUUCGACAAAAUCGACGACAACCUGAAGCACUCGUUGCAGCAGGAGGUGCAGAUCAUGGCGCCUGGACUCUACGUUCAGUCCGUUCGUGUGACAAAGCCAAGAAUUCCGGCCGCAAUUCGGGCUGAUUAUGAGAGGAUGGAAACCGAAAAGACGAAACUGCUCGUCGCCAUCCAGCACCAGAAGGUCGUCGAGAAAGAGGCCGAGACCGAGCGGAAGCGCGCUAUUAUCGAGGCCGAAAAACACGCCCAGGUCGCUACCGUCAAGCACAAGCAGGUGAUCGCCGAGAAGGAAAUGGAAAAGACCGUCAACGAGCUGCAAAACCAGAUUAAUUUGGCACGCGAAAGGGCCAGCGCCGACGCCGAGUACUACCGCAUUCAGAAGGAGGCCGAGGCCAACCAGAAGCUGCUCACAAAGGAAUACAUCGAGCUGCAACGCAUCCACGCGAUCAAAGAGAACAACAAGAUCUACUACGGUGACAGCAUUCCCAAGGCGUUCAUGCAGAGUGAUCAACGCCCCGGCCGUGAAAUCACCGCGCUCCUUCAACUUCCCGGCAUGGAAGAGCUCAAGGCAGAGAAGAAGAUU
Molecule: messenger RNA, 1128 nt
Organism: Mesorhabditis spiculigera
Lineage: Eukaryota; Metazoa; Nematoda; Chromadorea; Rhabditida; Rhabditidae
Source: the annotation of a GenBank genome assembly